GAUCUCGAACAGUUAAAAGAAGUGUUGAUUCAUUCCAGUGAAGUAAAUGUAACGGUGAAACUUUAGUGUUCCUAUGAAUUUCACUGUUACAAAUAUGUAACCAAUGUCAAGAACUACUCUAGAUGUUCCUCGGGAUUCGGCUUACACCUUCGGGACAACAUUGCUACAGUUAUUAACCCAGACAUUAUGAGAGAGAGAGAGGAUCAAACUCAUAAAUAACUAUUAUAAUGCUUCAUAUGGGAAAAAAGAGGACUCAAGAUAGCUAAAAAGAGUGAGAAUGCUGAGAAAAGAUCCAAAAACACUACUAAGACCCAUUACUACACAGCCUGUAAGAGUUUUUGGAAAUCCUCUUAAACCCGACAUCUCUAACAUAAUUUGAACCAUGCCCAUGUGAGAUUUUCGUGAUCUUGCUCUUCUUGAUCUUGUUAGUUGAAGUAUUUGGGUAUUUCUUUGAUGCCAUGUUCUGGUAUUCUUGAGAGAAAGAAAGAAGCAUAACAGGAAAACUAGCUAGCUUGCUACUCAAUUUUCUGAUCUCCCAUAAUGUGGGAAUCGGAGAGUGAGUCGGGUAGAGGGAGAGAUUACGGGAACGAAGUGGUUAGUACGAGCAAACACGGUGUCAAGACGGAUGGAUUUGAAAGAAGGGAUCAUUCUUGUUAGGUAUGUCGCCACGGAUGUACCAAGUGACCUACUUGUUCAAGUUGGAGAUAUUGGCUUUCAUCUGCACAAGUAUCCCCUGCUCUCGCGGAGCGGAAAGAUGAAUAGAAUCAUAUAUGAUUCACAUGAAGCAAACAUAAGCAGAGUUGAGUUCGACGAUCUUCCGGGAGGCUCAGAUGCAUUUGAACUUGCUGCAAAAUUCUGUUAUGGUAUAGCGGUUGAUCUAACCGCUGGAAACAUCUCUGGUUUGAGAUGUACAGCAGAGUAUCUUGAGAUGACUGAGGAUCUGGAAGAAGGAAACCUUAUAUUCAAAACAGAAGCUUUUCUUAGCUAUGUUGUGUUAUCAUCUUGGAGAGACUCAAUUUUAGUAUUGAAAAGCUGUGAACAUCUUUCUCCAUGGGCAGAAAAUCUCCAGAUUGUCCGAAGGUGCAGUGAAUCCAUUGCUUGGAAAGCUUGCACCAAUCCUAGAAGUAUUAGAUGGGCUUAUAGUGGGAAACCUACGAGCAUUUCCAGUCCCAAAUGGAAUGAAAUGAGCGAAUCGAGUCCUGGUAGAAAUCAGCAAGCACCGCCGGAUUGGUGGUUUGAGGAUGUAUCGAUCCUCAGGAUCGAUCAUUUUGUGAGGGUUGUCACUGCAAUUAAAGUGAAGGGUAUGAGGUUUGAAUAUAUUGGAGCUGCAAUGAUGCAGUAUGGCUCGAAAUGGUUACCCGGUAUAACUAAAGAAGGAUCAGGAGAUGAAGGCAAUAACAGUAGAGACAGUAAAAGCAGCUGCAGUAGUAGUAGCUGGAAUGGUGGGUUACACAUGAUUGUCGCAGGAAAUAAGGAAAACCCGCCAAAUCUACAGAUCAAAGAGCAAAGAAUGAUCGUUGAGAGCCUUAUUAGUAUCAUUCCUCCACAGAAGGAUAGUGUUUCAUGCAGCUUCCUUCUGCGGCUUUUGAGGAUGGCAAACAUGCUAAAGGUGGCUCCUGCAUUGGUUACUGAGCUAGAGAAACGAGUCGGAAUGCAAUUCGAACAGGCUACUUUGGUUGAUCUUCUAAUUCCUUCUUACAAUAAGACUGAGACUUUGUAUGAUGUUGAUCUUAUUCAAAGGCUUUUGGAGCAUUUUCUGGUUCAAGAACAAACAGAACCUUCAAGUCCCAACAGGCAAACAUUGUCUGAUAAACUCAAUUAUGAAGGAAGGGGCAAUGCAAAGAUGAGAGUCGCAAAGCUCGUGGAUAGUUAUCUCACAGAAGUGUCGAGAGACAGAAAUCUCACCUUGACGAAGUUCCAGGUCUUGGCAGAGGCGUUACCAGAAUCCGCAAGAACUUGUGAUGACGGUCUUUACCGCGCAGUAGACUCAUAUUUGAAGGCACAUCCAACACUCUCUGAGCAUGAACGGAAGCGAAUUUGCCGUGUGAUGGACUGCCAAAAGCUCUCAAUUGACGCCUGCAUGCAUGCUGCACAAAAUGAGCGUCUCCCACUGAGAGUAGUGGUACAAGUUCUUUUCUCUGAACAAGUUAAGAUAAGCAAUGCUAUAGCCAACAACACACUAAAGGAGUCGGGUGAAUCUCACUACCAGCCUCUAGUCACAAGCCGCAAAGCUUUGAUCGAAGCCACCCCACAAUCAUUUCAAGAGGGAUGGUCAACAGCAAAAAAGGACAUCAAUACAUUGAAGUUUGAGUUAGAGAGUAUGAAAACGAAAUACCUGGAACUCCAAAUUGACAUGGAGAAUUUGCAAAGGCAGUUUGAUAAGUUGUCAAAGCAGAAGCACUCAUCUGCCUGGACAAGUGGCUGGAAGAAGCUGGGCAAAUUGACCAAGAUGACACCUUUAGAAUCAUCAGACUUUGGGUCUCAGAUCCCGACUGUUCCUGCCGAGCAAACAAGAAAAGGCCCCAGAAGAUGGAGGAACUCUAUCUCCUAAAAAGUGAGGACUGGAACACAGUCUCUGGGCCAGGAGAAAGAGAAACAAAAUUAUCUUCAUUAUCAAACUAAUUUGUUUACAUUUGCUGUAUGUAAUUCAGUUUCAUUUGUCUUGUUGUUUCUCCUUCAAAGGAAAAUCUUGGUUCCCCAAUUCUAUUUUGAGUUAAUUCCUGUGUUUGCCUCAGGUCUCUCGUUA
Messenger RNA from Papaver somniferum (opium poppy), 2746 nucleotides. RefSeq names its product root phototropism protein 3-like. The transcript has 4 exons. Gene Ontology annotation, molecular function: protein binding. The record is from RefSeq and is a predicted model, not a curated record. Lineage: Eukaryota; Viridiplantae; Streptophyta; Magnoliopsida; Ranunculales; Papaveraceae. Bases 626 to 2551 code for a protein of 641 amino acids.